Agrilus planipennis (emerald ash borer) is the source of this 1571-nucleotide messenger RNA. RefSeq lists its product as uncharacterized. Lineage: Eukaryota; Metazoa; Arthropoda; Insecta; Coleoptera; Buprestidae. The transcript is spliced from 3 exons. The record is from RefSeq and is a predicted model, not a curated record. Bases 218 to 1429 code for a protein of 403 amino acids.
UAUUUGAACGUAAAAAUUAGACAGUUUUUUUUAAGGAUUUUUCAGUAUUUCGUGUUUUCAAAAUUGAGCAAUUCUGCCAGCGAAAUUUGCAAAAGUGAAAACGUUCAGGAGAAGCAAUUUCUGCAGAAGUAAUAGACUGAAAGUUGCAUCAUAGACUUAAUUGCUAAUAAACAUCUAAUUAAGUUUACUACAUAAUUCCAUAACCGCUUUUCAUAUCAUGAAUGUGGAAAUGUCAGGGGAAAUUUUGGACGUCCCUUACACAGAACCCUUAAAAGAUAACAGACGCACCAGGGUUCGAAGCUCUGGUAGACCUCCUAGUCAAUUGUUUCUCAAAGAAAACAUUCUCCAUUUAGAUGAAGAACACGAAGAAGAGAGCCUAGAAGACGACGUAAACGCUACAGGCGAUUCGGAAAGCACCCGCCAUCAAACUGACAGCGUGCCAAGAAUCAGACUUGCCAAUUUGGGUUUCAGAACCGUCCCCAGUAACGAAAAUGUUAAAAUGGCUCUACCGGUAACAACACCUCCUUGGCUAGAAGAAUUGAAAAAAAAGAAGCAGAUCAAACUACAAAAGAAUUCUUCAGUCGAAUCGAUCGUUAAAAAUCCAAAUGAAGAAAACAAUGCUCACGAUCAGGUACAAGUGGCUCCCUCUGCAAAGCCUGUGCCAACAUCAACAACAACGCCUGAGGAAAGCCAGGAAGAAACGUCCUGGGGAGUCCACCAUCUUAAAAAGAAAAAAAAUUCCACAAUUGACGAAAAUCCUGUCAACAAAAUUGGUACUGGUAGAGUAAUGACGAACACAAUUCUUGUGGUGAACAACAGUACGAAAAAUACUUCUUCCAACAUCGUAUCACCACCUACUAAAACCCCGCCUCCCAUCCCAUCCACAGCACCACCAUCGAUCUUCACUACAGAAAAUUUCGUCCCAACUGAGAACGACGAAUACCUGGAUGAGUUCGACGACGACGCGGAAAUCAUGGAAGUUAUGAGUCCCGUGAACUUGGACAAAAAACUUUCUGUACGAGAAAUGGAAACCGAUAUGGGAACGGUAAUGUCGAGACCUUCAAUUUCCGAUGGAGAGAUCGUCUUCGACGAGGUGUCUUCCAUAACUCUAGUGAAACCUUUGACGAGAUCGGAGAGUUUGAACAGGCAUAAUUUGCGAACUUAUGGACACAACGGUCCAGGAAGUUUAAUGUACAAGCCGAAAUCCAGUGAAAACGUUUCAUCCGAUUCGUACGGAAUCGAACAGAAGGCGUUAAAAUCCGAGACCAAGUUAAAGUUUUUACGGAUCAUAGAGCAAAUGGAGCGUAUCGUAAACAAGAACGCGAUCGAAAACCAGAGCAUCAAGAAAGAACUGGAAGCCGUUAUAGAAGAGAACAAACUUCUGAGUAAAAAUCUUGAUAUUCUCAAAGCAGAAAUUGAUCGGCUGUAACGAAACUUGGUGAAUGACUGACUUAGAAGCAAUUUGGUAUUGUUCGUGUGUGGAUAUGCAAAUUUGUGCGACGAUAUUGAAUGGACAAAAAUGUUCCAAUAAAAUUAUUGUGUAUACGAAAAUAUUAAAUUAUCAUAAGAGC